UAUCACAACAAUAACAACGCUGAGAUAAUUUGUUACUUUUUGUUAGAAGUCUAAACAUUGAAACAAAAUCAAGAUUUUUGCUCUUUUGUUGGUCUCCAAAUCACGAAAUUAGCUGUGAAAGGCUAAACCAUGUCAGAGCAAGAUGCUGUGAGCCAAAAUGGUAGUUCUCAUUCAAGUAACGACUCGCUAAAUGGUGCGUUGAAAAUGAGAUUCUAACUGCGUUUCAUUAUCUAUAUUGCACUAGUUGUCAACAGAAAAUUUUUCAAUAAUUUCUCUGUAGAUUAGCAUGGAAUAACAAGUUACUUUUUAUAUUAGAAUACGAUAACAAUUUUGUAGGAUCUUGGGUGAAGCUAGAUGAAUCCUAUAAGAAUGGGAAUGAACGUCCAUUUUCAAUACAUAACGGUGAAAUGGAAAACCUUUUAGCAGAAGCAGCCGACGACAAAGCAUCAGGAACACAUUCACAGAGACAGAGGUAUUAAGUUGGAGGAUUAUCACCGUUUUAAUGUUUAAAUUGAAUAUAUUAUAGCUAUGUAAGGUUAUUAAGGUAUUAUCACUUAGAUGCUGUAAUGCUGUCUGCUAUGGAUACAGCAAUGUAGUUAUUAAAAAUAUAAUAUGUUUAGUUUGUUAUCAACGCCAACUGAAGAAAGGGCAACAGAGUCUAGGCCUGAGACAGAUACAAGGGUAAGAUCCAAUUUAUUUCAGAUCAAGUUUCCACAUACAAUCUACUGGUGUUGAAGGCUUAAGUUUGGAUGGAUGGAGUGAAUGAUUCAGUUAAACAAAAAUAUUAUUUUUAAUGAAACACUCCUGGUGGGCACUCUAGUUGGUCAUGACAUCUGUUAUUUAUAGGUUGUCUGUCCAAGAUUUAUGCCCUGAUAUGGUAUUUCCAAAUGGAUCUUGUAACUGCAAAUAUUGCUCCCGUCGCACAACUUCAUAAUAUACUAACAGCCUAUAUAGCUGCAUGAUUGCAAAUAUGUAAUAAUCAGAAUGCUUCUGAACUUGGUCUAUAAACUGGUUUACAGGUCAACAUAUUUUUUUGAAUAUAAAUCCCAGUGAUCAAACAUAAAACCUGAAGUCAACUCAUCAUCUGACAUUAGUAUUAGUAACAGGCAGACAGCACACACACAGUAGUGUCAAACACAAACACUUGCAGUUUAAUUUAAAUUAAACAGUAAGUUAAACAUAAACGAUUCUUAUUUUUUGCUUUGUACUAGGUGUUACCCCCAGAAAAUUUGACCAAUGACCCAAGUUGGAUAGAAAAUUGGGCAAGCCGUGUUGAACCACAUCCUCCUAAGUAAGGAGCAGACUUACAUACAAAGAAAGUGAUGCCUAUAUACAGAUUAUAGAUUGCACUUUAGAGCAUACAGUAUAUAUACCUUAGUUUGUAAUUCAUUGUCCCAAACUCAUAGCCAAGGCCCACCUGCCUGGUUUUUGAAGCUUUGUCCACCGCUAGAAAAUGUCCAUAUAAUAUGCAUGCCUACCAAUGUAUGGGUCAUGUAAAACAUGUUGACAUCUGAGCUACACUUUGUUUGUAAACCAUCCAUAUCCAUAUCUGAAUUAGUCAGGAGCACCUUAACCCAUUAAGUUGCAUUGCACCCUAAUUUAUUUUACUCUGUCUAACACCAGAUGAUUUUAGCCAUCAAGGGGAGAGCCCUGGCACUCAAUGAGUUCACUUAAACACUAGUUAAAGUAAAUUGCACAAGUAUAUUUAAUUAAUUUAUUCACUAAUAAAAUCAUAUUUUGAUAGAAAAUGGCGACUUACGUACCCUCCUCAGAAACACAUUGAAAAGAAACAAAAGAUGUCCAUGGUUGAGAGGUACUACAAAAUACACAAUUUUCACCAUGCAUUUUCACAACAAACAUAAAAUUUUAAUUUUCUAUUAAUUGAAAUUAUAUUUUAUUUAGUAAAACUGAUGCUUUUCAAGUGAAUUUUUAUGUCGUCAUUCCAACAAUCUUGUUUACGCAUAUCGUUGCUUUUGGCAUCGGGUGAGUAUAGCUUACAGCGGGGAUGCCUGGGGGGCACGCCUCCAUUACAGUUCACCACACGAGCCCAAAAUCAUGAAUCAAAAUAGCUAGCCUUAGUGAUUAAUGAAUAAUCAGUCCAUGUUUGACCCUUCAAAUGCAAUUUCUGACCUGUGAAAUCCCACAAGCCCCUUCCCAGAAGUUAACCAGUAUUGACUGGUGUUUGCAUUUUUUUCUAGGUUCUACAUAGGAAGGCGUUCUUCAACUGGAAACAUGGCUGUGUAAACUGAACAAACAACAAACUUUUUAUAUGAAUUUGUGAACUGAUUGUUGGUGGUGAUUGUGAUAAUUAUGGUUACAUUGUUGUUGUUGUUGUCAGUGUUAUGUUAUUGUUGUUUGUUUGUUGUAGUUGUUGUGGUUGCUGCACAGUUUUCGACACAUACGGCAAAGAAUACAGCAAGGAUGACCAGCAUUUUAUAAUUUAUAUGGAGGAUGCUUUCAGUGCUCAAUAUUAAUUUAUUUCAUGCUUCUCAAUUUCUUUGCAAAUAUGUUCUGUAUAAGACAGUUGGAUUGGAAGUAAAGUAUAUCUUUAUAUCCCUUAAUUAUGAUCGUUUUGCCGACCACACAGUAAAGCAAAUCCAUUUGAACAUGCACUGAAAGUGAGAGUCAAUUAAACUAACACGAAAAAUCUAACAACUUGUUAACAGGAUGUGUUUGAACAAGUUGUAACAAUGCUUCAGUUCGGUACAAGUUUGUCACUCAAGGAAAACUUAACUACUCAAGGUCAUUAAUAGAGAGGUUCAGAUUUGAUUUGACUUCCACUACCGCAAACUGUCACACGUAUCCGAUUGGUCAGUCGGGUAUUUUAAACGCAUCUGAUUGGUUAAUUCAGGGUUAAUUGUAGCAGCUGUAACGGUAUUGGAAGUCAAAUCUAAAUCUGUAACAGUUUGUCAAACUUUGUAAUCGCCUGUGACAUAACUUGCGCGUUUUUCGUGACAUCGUGUUUUCGACUGGAACGACGGAUUUCUCACAUGAUUCAGUUUGAUUGUUCUCGCGGGCGCAAAACCAAAACUGCUUACACAUGUAGGCGCUCUGGCCAAAACAGCCGAUUUGUCCGUGGUAUAGCGUAAUAUUGCACUUGUGUUAUGUGUACUAAUGUAUUAUAUAAUAUAACGUUCAUAUGUGUGUACUAGUGUAGUAGACGAUGUAUGAUACAAUACAAUAAAAACUUCAAAAGGUCC
Messenger RNA from Paramuricea clavata, 3200 nucleotides. NCBI's taxonomy places the organism in Eukaryota, Metazoa, Cnidaria, Anthozoa, Malacalcyonacea, Plexauridae. The record is from the annotation of a GenBank genome assembly.